Molecule: messenger RNA, 1896 nt
Organism: Xyrauchen texanus (razorback sucker)
Lineage: Eukaryota; Metazoa; Chordata; Actinopteri; Cypriniformes; Catostomidae
Product: retinol dehydrogenase 14-like
Exons: 2
Coding region: 34-1005 (323 amino acids)
Source: RefSeq, a predicted model, not a curated record
CACGCUGUCACUCAAUAGUCUUCCUCUGCACUGAUGUCUGCUUCGGUCGUUUUAGCCGCUGUCCUCGGCGGUGGGGUCAUCUUUAUUGCCAGAAGAAUAUUCCUCAGGCGGAAAACGCUGAAAUUAUUGACCUAUCCUGUCGGUGCGAUGCGCGGAAAGACUGUGAUAGUGACCGGGGCGAACUGCGGUAUCGGGAAGGCGACGGCGGCGGAGCUGCUGAAACUGCAGGCCCGUGUGAUCAUGGCGUGUCGGGACAGACAGGGGGCUGAGGAGGCGGCACAGGACAUCAAGAAUCAAGCCGGUCCCGAUCAAGGCGAGAUCGUCGUCAAACACUUGGACCUCGCGUCGCUACAGUCCGUGCACAGUUUCUGCGAAGAAGUGAUCCGGGAUGAGCCACGGAUUGAUGUUCUCAUCAACAACGCUGGUCUCUACCAGUGUCCCUACAGUAAAACAGAAGAGGGCUUUGAAAUGCAGCUGGGAGUGAACCACUUGGGCCACUUCCUUCUAACCCACCUCCUGCUGGACCUGCUAAAGAGGUCGGCCCCCAGCCGUAUCGUCGUGGUCUCCUCCAAACUCUACAAGUAUGGCAACAUCAACUUCGAGGACUUGAACAGUGAACAGAACUACAACAAAUCUUUCUGCUAUAGCCAGAGCAAGCUUGCCAACCUUCUUUUCACCCAUGAGCUGGCCCGCAGACUGGAUGGAACUGGAGUAACUGUCAAUGCCCUCACUCCGGGGAUCGUUAGGACCAGGUUGGGUCGACAUGUCCACAUUCCCCUGCUGAUUAAGCCCCUUUUCUUACUGGUUUCCUGGUUGUUCUUCAAAAGCCCACUGGAGGGAGCUCAGACACCACUGUACCUGGCAUGCUCACCCGAAAUUGAGGGCGUGUCUGGAAAAUGCUUCGCUAAUUGUGAAGAAGAACAAUUGCUCUCUAAAGCCACCGAUGACCAUGCAGCCAAACUGCUCUGGGACAAAAGUGAAAGAAUGGUAGCCUUAAAGAAGUGAGGGAAAGCACAGAACUGUCCUUCUCAGAGAUGGCAAUUUGUCAAACCGUGAACAUCAGUAUAGUGGAUUUCUCUUUUUUGGGGUGGUGGUGGUGGGGGGUUGUUGGUUGGCCAAGCACCUGAGGGACUUGCUGGAUAAUAGACAGGAAAUUAAAAUGUCCAUCUGUUCCCUGUAGUUUUGCUGCAGUGUUUUUGGAGAUGCCCUCAGGCUGGUGACUCACUCUUCUCUGUGAAUGAGAGCCUAAAAUAUCAAGUCCAACUUAUCCCUUGAAUACAAAUUACAAGAGCAACAAGCCCAAGAAACAUAUGGCUCAGAAAUAUCGUGAACAUGUGCCAUGAACAUCAUGUUGCAUUCUUGACGCAGAUUAAUAGGUACUUUGUGACAGCGUUAUUACAAUACAUCAAGAUUGUCGAAUGUUAUUCUGUAAUUAAUUUGACAGCUCUUUUCAUCUAUGAAGUCAACCGGAAAGUAAACUGGUGACACACUCUCAGAAUAUCAUCUUUUUAUUACAGUGUAAGCGAGAAGACCAGGUCUGUAACUUAUUUUAAGAGAUGUUUGUGAUGUUGAAAAUGUUUGUGACAACUCAGCGUCCAAAUAGAUUAAAAAAGGAAAAUACGUAGGAGGCAGUUGAGCAGAUAGUGUUGUGUAUCUACUCAAAUAAAAAAAAUAAAAAAAACAGACUAAUGGCUGUGUAAAUAUCAUUACCUCCUCCAUGUACUGGUGUGCAUUAUCUAUUAUUAGAUAUCUCUCAUUCACAGCGGUGCUGUUGGCAGGGAAUAUACUAGCUACUGUCCUUAAUUACACAGGCUAGCAUGAAGUCUUUUGAGUAUGAAUGCAGUGCCACUUUUACAUGCUGUACAGACUGUAAAUGAAAUAAAUGCUGGAAAAGAG